Messenger RNA from Erinaceus europaeus (western European hedgehog), 1936 nucleotides. RefSeq names its product immediate early response 5 (gene IER5). The transcript has a single exon. Bases 221 to 1042 code for a protein of 273 amino acids. The record is from RefSeq and is a predicted model, not a curated record. Lineage: Eukaryota; Metazoa; Chordata; Mammalia; Eulipotyphla; Erinaceidae.
GGAGCCGGCCACUGGCCCUCAGUUAGCGGCGGGAUCUGAAGCAGAGCGCCUGGUUGCAGUUGCCAGGACAGGUGGGGGACAGCUCUUGGUCGCUGGAAUCGUUUCUCUUCCGAGUCUUGAGAUAUCGGGAGUCCACUCCCGGGAAGCCCGGCGUGUACCUCUAGAUUCCCCCGACCUAGCGACCCAGUGGAGCUGGGCCGACCCAACGAAAAGAGGCGGGAUGGAGUUCAAACUGGAGGCGCACCGCAUCGUAAGCAUCUCACUGGGCAAGAUUUACAACUCGAGGGUGCAGCGCGGUGGCAUCAAGCUGCACAAGAACCUGCUGGUGUCGUUGGUGCUGCGCAGCGCCCGCCAGGUCUACCUGAGUGACCCGUGUCCCGGCCUCUAUCUGGCCACUCCCGCGGGGGAGCCAGCGGCUGGGCCUCCAGCCGGCUGGGGGGAGCCGCCCCCGCCGGCCGCACGCGCCGCUUGGCCGGAGCCGGAGCUCGAGCCCGAGCCGCAGCCGGGGCGGCCUACAGGCGGGGACGCGAAGCGCGGGGCCGGGGCCGCUCGGCGGGGCGGCGAGCCGGCGGCGGAAACUGUCUGGCGCCGCAUGGAGGAAGCAGCCGCAGUACCCGGGGGCCCCGACGGGGGCUCGGACGGUUCCCUCGAGGGCGUCGGCGAGGAGCGGCCCGCGCCGCCCCGGCAGGACUGCCGCCAGGGGCCCCGGAAGCGCAGCGCGGCGGGGGCGGCCGGAGACGCGGCCGGCAGCCCGGCGCCCGGGGCCGCCCCGCUCAAGAAGCCGCGCCGGGACUCCGAGGAGCCGCUGGGCGGGGCGGUCGCGGCCGAAGACGAGGAGAUGGAGACCGGGAACGUGGCCAGCCUCAUCAGCAUCUUCGGCUCGGGCUUCUCGGGACUGUUGCGGAAGAGCCCCGGGGGCGGGCGCGAGGACCCCGAGGACGGGGAGGGCAGCCCGGAGGCGGCCGAGCCCGGGCAGAUCUGCUGCGACAAGCCGGUGCUGAGAGACAUGAGCCCCUGGAGCACGGCCAUCGUGGCCUUCUGAGCGCGCCGCCCCGCCCCGCGCGGGCAGCAGCUGAGCAGCGGGCGCCCCGGACGGCAGGGCCGCGAGCCCGGGAGCCCCAGAGCGGGGCCGCCCUCGUCACUGGCGGCCCGACCGACUCGGAGACGGCGGGAGACCGAGGCUCGUCGAAUGAGGACGAUCUUUGACUUUGGUGUCUGUCCACGUCAGUCUGUAGCGUUUGACUUUGGGCGAGUUUGGGCCCCUUCGGGAAUGCUCCGCCCCUCCCCCACCCCUCCGCGUCUCAGAGGUCGGGCGGACGGGACUUUCCUCCGCCCGCAGCGCCGAGAAGGAAGCGGGGGCGGGGAGUUCCCCUCUGGCUCCUGGGGGAGGAAGGGACUUUACACACCCGCGCAGGAGAGCGGGAGCCUCCCCUGGACCCGGAGUUGAGUUUCCUCCCAGGAUUCCCUAAGACCGGGGGAUUUCGUCUGGAGUAGACUCGUCCGACUCCGCUCCCGCCCCCACCUUUCUUGCUCUGUGAAGCGACUUGUGUCCUGUGACCACCCUCGGGAAAGGGAACUGUUAAGGUCCUCGUCUUCCCCACAGAGUCAAAGCUUGAUAUGAACUUCGAAGAAGAGUUCAAGCUUGGAAAUACGGAAUUCAUAGAGAACAGAUCUAUUUUUAAAAGCUCUAGAUGAGAACUGCUACAGUGCUUUUAAAAAGUGUUUAAUGAAACCAAGUUUACAGACAGAAGCCCUGAAAGGAAAGACCUUACGGUUUUGUAGAUAUGGUGACUCCAGUCUUUGUUGUAUAAAGGUUGGGGGAGCUGAUAAGGGUUUUUUGGGUUUUUUUGUACAGUAUUUUCUCCUUCGCUGUAUUGAUUUUUGUAUAAAAAUGUAACUUCACGUGUCUAACACGUAUUAAAUAUUUUGAAGCAAC